AUGUCGUUUUCCAACACAAAUACCGGCGACAAGCCCGCGGACCCUUACACCAAGAAAAACGCCGACACCCAGGUCGAUGGCCCGCAGAAGAUCAAGGACUUUACCGAGUUCAUCACAACCAGCAAGUUCGGCAUGCUGACGACGAGGCAAUCAGGCUCCAACCGUCUCGUCUCGCGCAGUAUGGCGGUCGCCGGCACCGAGAAUAACGGCAUCGACCUGGUCUUCCAGAUCAACACCGAGUCGGGCAAGACGGACGACAUUGCAAGCGACCCAGACGUGAACGUCUCGUUCCUCAACGAAAAGGGUUCCUGGGCCUCCAUCGCCGGCCGCGCCACAGUCGUGACGGACCGCGAGCAGGUGAAGAAGUACUACAGCCCCAUACUCAAGGCAUGGCUGGGCGACCUCGGCGACGGCGUGCACGACGGGUCGGAGAACGAUCCCCGCAUCGGCCUCAUCAAGCUCCAGGCGGAGACAGUCACCCACAGUCACGCAGAGUAUGGCACGAUCAAGACGGCGGCCAAGGUGACGGCUGCUGCAGUUCAGGGCAAGACAGCGGAAGUCAACAGCUUGCGGUACAUUUCCGAGGAGGAGUUGGCGGCCUGGAGAAAGGUCUAA
Akanthomyces muscarius is the source of this 615-nucleotide messenger RNA. RefSeq lists its product as uncharacterized. The coding region runs from base 1 to 615 and encodes 204 amino acids. The record is from RefSeq and is a predicted model, not a curated record. NCBI's taxonomy places the organism in Eukaryota, Fungi, Ascomycota, Sordariomycetes, Hypocreales, Cordycipitaceae. The transcript has a single exon.